GUAUGCGAAUUAAGUGUUUCUCCAGAUUGCACGACUUUUUUAGGAGCGAAACUUUUAUCGUAUUUCUAACCAGAUAUCGGAAGGACAAUUUUAGGGUUCAAGAUAAUCUAGAACGGUGAAGUUGAAAAUUUUUUAGUGGAUACAUCGGUUGAUCAACAUGACCAAAUACGACUUAAAAGAUGGCGAUUGCAAUCCUGAAAUUAUGAAGAACAAUAGGAAUGGAUUAAGUGGACUUGAUAAUCCGGCCCUGGUUUUAGACCGAGAAAUCCAUGAACCAAGGACUAGAAAAUUAUCGAGCCAAUCGACAGCAUCUCGUUUUUCCAAAACACGAUUUUCGGAUAACGGGGAUGACAAUCCUAGGUCUUGGUGGUAUGCAUUUUGCCUAAAAUGUCGAUCGAAAGAGUCAACAUCUUCAUGGGAACCACCAUACUGGUCCUACUUAUGCCCGUAUCCCUUCUGUCCGACCUUUCGGCGAUUUUCGAGAGUUGUCACCCUGAUAAUCCUCGGAAUCGUGAGCUGGUACGUCUUUUACACCAUCGUGGGGGACCCUGUGGCACCCCAGGGACCCAUAUUUCAGCUGAUCAUUCUCGUGAUCAUAUCCAAAUUGGGAGGAUGGGUGAUAAGCCUUGCUAAUCUACCUGGAUUAAUUGGUAUGCUGUUCACGGGACUACUGCUGCAAAAUGUCGGUGUGGUGAACUUGGAUUCGUCGCUAUCCACGUUAACCAAAAAUUUGAGGAGUACAGCCCUGGUGAUAAUUCUUAUAAGAGCAGGGUUGGACUUGGAUCCGACAGCAAUUCGCAGACUGAAGUUUAGUAUUUUAUUGGUGGGUUUGCUGCCCUGGCUGGUCGAAGCAGGUGUCAUAUGCGCAGCUACUCAUUUAUUCCUUCAUCUUCCGUGGGAUUAUGGGUUUGCUUUGGGGUCCGUUGUGGCGGCAGUAUCACCUGCUGUGACUGUACCUUGUUUGUUAAGACUGAGAUCAAAAGGCUAUGGUGUUUCCAAAGGAAUACCUACCCUGAUCAUCGCGAUCGCGGGCAUAGAUGACGCGGCGUCUGUGGCUGUAUUUCGAAUAAUGCAAAGUGUUAUGUUUUCGGCGAGUUCCCUAACUAACAUUAUCGUACAGGGUCCUGUGUCGGUAAUUGGCGGGAUUGGAUUCGGCAUCUUUUGGGGAAUACUCGCUUAUUUCUUCCCCGAAAAAGGCGAUCCUUACGUGGUUCCUAUGAGGGUAUUUUUGCUGUUUGCGGGGUGCAUGUUGUCCGUUUUCGGCAGCACAGCGGUAGGUUACGGUGGGGCAGGGCCAUUGGCGUGCGUCGUCGCUGCAUUCACAUCAAUCAUAGGAUGGAUGAAACAGGGUUGGAACAAUGAGGAGAAUCCUGUGGCCGUCAGUUUUGAAAUUAUUUGGAUGUUUUUCGAACCUAUCCUUUUUGGCAUUACGGGUGCUCAAAUUAGACUGAACGAGUUAGAUGGUCAGAUUGUACUUAUAGGGGUGGGAAUCUUAAUAGCCUCCAGUAUUAUUAGAAUUUUGAGUACAGUAUUAUUCGGAAUUAAGAGCGGACUAAACUUAAAGGAGAAGCUGUUUUCCGCCAUAGCGCUGAUGUCCAAGGCAACCGUCCAAGCGGCGUUAGCUCCAGCGUUACUCAGUCUGGUACCGGAAAAAUCCGAAGAACACAGUUACGCAGAAAAGUUCUUGAUGAUUAGCAUUUUGGCAAUUAUACUAACUGCCCCAACGUCUGCCAUAUUAAUGACAUUUUUGGGACCAAAAAUGUUGACGAGAACGAAACCGAUAAAUGCAGAAGAACUGCGUAGAUCAUCCAGACGCUCUCUCAGGGACAUAACUAUUGAAGAGGAUGAACAAAACCAAGACUCAAUAGUCACUAUUGAUGCCAAUACCAAAGUGUGAUUAUUUUAAUAGAAUUUUUUUUAUGCGUCGAUGUGAAUAUGAUACAUUUCGAUGAAUAAUGAAAAGCUCUUAUUAGAAAGAGUCAAUAUACUAUCAUUAGAUAAGCAAAUCCCACAUCAAUAUAAUCCUAAUUCCGGCGAAAUUAUAAAAAAGAAAAUUGAAUCGUUAGAUUUACAGUGCAAAACACUUCUGAAGAUACAAAGUUUGUGAUAUUGUUCCUAUUUGCGAUACAACUUAUUUAUACGACAACGGAUCCAGUAACACCGUAUUAACGACUGUAUUGCGAACAGUUUAAGGGUGAGAUGCUACAGGCUAUUAGAAAAAAUAUUCUAAUAUUAUUGUAUAAGUAAGCCAGAAUAUAAUAUAGAUAUUCUUUGGCGUAUAAAAUUAAGAUAUAAUAUUUAGUUUAUUUUAAGCAAUACGACUACGAAUUUCUGCAGAGAAUUUUAAACCAAUGAAUUGGAAACAAUGUUUAAAUCGAUGUUUGCGUCUUAACUAUUUUUCGUGAAUACUAUUUAGUGAAGUAAAAAUGUACCUUCGUGGUAUCAGUGUUUGCAAAUGGUUCGUAUAAAAGUUUCCUCGGCUCCACAUCAAAGAGCAAACCCCCAUCAACUUCAUUAAUAUUAUAGAAAAAAAAGUUUAUAUAAUUUUUCUCUGAAAUUUUGGCAGUCUCGAGAUAUUAUUAUGAAAGGGCUUUGACACGUUUUACAGUUGUUUGGAAUAGGAAACUUAAGCGGCAUACAAGCUUGAGUACACAAACGUGAAAGUAAGCGUCAUGCCAACAGAUAUUUUAAUGAUUUUGGGAGUCUAUGGAGAACGUAGAUAAUACCGACAACGGAAUAGAGUAUUUAUUGCAUAUAUAAGGUGAUCCGCCACAGUAUAUAUAUUGACAAUUAAAAAAAAAGAAAGCAAAUUAUUUCUGAUUUAUACUUUAAAUUUACUUAAGAGCUUGCUUAAAUUAAGAAAUAAAAAAAAAAACAAAAUAACGGUAUAGAGAAAAGCUAGUGUUUCUUUUUAUAACGACUAAUAAUAUUGUUUCAAAAAAUUAUAUGUUUUUAUUCGAAAUUUUUGAGACUUGCCUGUGUUUGGUUUGUUUGUUGUGGUUGUGGUCCUAUAAAUCAAGUGAAUUUUAAAAAAAUCUAUAAGCGUUUCA
This is a messenger RNA of Cylas formicarius (sweet potato weevil), 3050 nucleotides long. RefSeq names its product sodium/hydrogen exchanger 9B1-like. Gene Ontology annotation, molecular function: antiporter activity. The record is from RefSeq and is a predicted model, not a curated record. Lineage: Eukaryota; Metazoa; Arthropoda; Insecta; Coleoptera; Brentidae. Gene Ontology annotation, biological process: proton transmembrane transport. The transcript is spliced from 9 exons. Gene Ontology annotation, cellular component: membrane. Bases 158 to 1897 code for a protein of 579 amino acids.